GUGAGAGUGUGGGGAGAAGGUUCGGGGAAGCUGGGGAGAAAUCGCUGAGUGUUAGUUGCUGGUGCAUGGCGUAGUUAUCGGAAGGAGGAGCAGAUUACUUGAGGGCCGAUAAGAAGUUAGCAUUUGUUAUUGGUCUUAGCGUCAGAUCGCUGUCAGCCAUGAGGAGCCGGAGUAAUUCUGGUGUCCGCCUGGACAGAUACGCCAAGCUUGUACAUCAAACCAUCCUUUGUCACCAGAAUGCAGUAACGGGCCUUCUGCCAGCCAGCUGUGAAGAAAAGGAUGCAUGGGUGAGAGACAAUGUUUACACAGUACUGGCUGUAUGGGGUCUGAGCCUUGCAUACAGGAAGAAUGCUGAUCGGGAUGAAGACAAAGCCAAAGCUUACGAGCUUGAACAGAAUGUGGUCAAAUUGAUGAGAGGUUUGCUUCAAUGUAUGAUGAGACAGGUUUCCAAAGUAGAAGAAUUUAAGUACAGCCAAAGUACAAAGGAUAGUCUCCAUGCCAAGUAUAACACUGCCAAUUGUUCAACUGUAGUAGGUGAUAACCAGUGGGGUCACCUGCAGCUUGAUGCAACAUCCAUUUACCUGCUGUUUUUGGCACAGAUGACGGCAUCUGGGCUGCAUAUCAUCUAUACUCUGGAUGAAGUGACCUUUAUACAGAACUUGGUGUUUUAUAUAGAAGCUGCCUAUAAAACUGCUGACUUCGGAAUGUGGGAACGGGGUGACAAAACCAACCAAGGCAUUUCCGAACUUAACGCAAGCUCAGUGGGCAUGGCUAAGGCAGCCCUGGAAGCAUUGGAUGAACUAAAUUUGUUUGGUGCUAAGGGAGGACCCCAGUCUGUAAUCCAUGUAUUAUCUGAUGAGAUCCAGCACUGCCAGUCAAUCCUACACUCCAUGCUCCCCAGGGCUUCCACAUCCAAGGAAAUAGAUGCAGGUGUUCUAUCCAUCAUCUCAUUCCCAGCCUUUGCUGUCGAAGAUCUUCAACUGGUGCAGCUCACCAAGCAGAAGAUAAUCGAUAAGUUGCAGGGUCGUUAUGGCUGUUGUAGAUUUCUCAGAGAUGGAUACCGGACACCAAAAGAGGAUCCUACCAGAUUAUAUUAUGAACCUGCUGAGCUGAAACUUUUUGAAAAUAUUGAGUGUGAGUGGCCGCUCUUUUGGACCUACUUUAUCCUGGAUGGAAUAUUUAUUGGCAACAUAGAGCAGGUUCAAGAAUACAGGGAAGCCCUUGAAGGUGUUCUAAUUAAAGGGAAAAACGGUGUGUACUUGGUUCCAGAACUGUAUAGUGUCCCAGGAGACAACGUAGAUGAAGAAUACAAGCACCCCCAUACAGUGGAUCGGGUACCCAUGGGGAAGCUGCCUCACAUGUGGGGCCAGUCACUUUAUAUUCUAGGCUGCUUAAUGUCAGAGGGUUUCCUAGCUCCUGGAGAGAUUGAUCCACUCAAUAGAAGAUUUUCUACUGUUCCCAAACCAGAUGUAGUUGUUCAAGUAACUGUUCUUGCGGAGACAGAGGAGAUCCAAGCUAUUCUAAAGAAUAAUGGGAUUGAGGUGGAAACAGUGGCUGGCGUGUACCCCAUCCGAGUACAGCCUGCAAGAAUCCUAAGCCACAUCUACGCUAGGCUGGGACGCAACAGAAAGAUGAAUCUAAGUGGGAGACCGUACAGGAAUAUGGGUGUCUUGGGAACCUCCAAACUCUAUACCAUACGCCAAAACAUUUUUGCCUUCACCCCUCAGUUUAUAGACCAGCAACAGUUCUACCUCGCUUUGGAUAACAGGAUGAUCGUUGAAAUGUUGCGUACUGACCUGUCUUACCUGUGUAGCCGGUGGAGAAUGACUGGUCGCCCAACUGUUAUCUUUCCAAUCUCCCAAACUAUGCUGGAUGAUUCUGGCACAGAUUUAGACCCAGUAGUACUUGCCACUCUUCGCAAAGUGCAAGAUGGAUACUUUGGAGGGGCCAGAACUCAGACAGGUCGCCUAUCGGACUUCCUGACCACAUCAUGCUGCAAACACCUGAGCUUCAUGGACUCUGGAAUGGAGGGUAAGCUGUGCGCCUGGGGGAGUGGUGGCAACAGUGGUCAACCAAUCAUCGUGCGGGAGCCGGAUACGCCCCUGCAUGUGGCCCCAACAGCCGAUGAUGAUGACACUGAUGAUGAAGUUGCUCAGUAUCUUAGCCAUUUAUUGGGCAGCACCUCUACACGGCCAGCUCCCAUUUCGAAGCGCGGAGGCCGGCAACGUUUUCGAGCGGCUAUCCACAGCACCCGGGAUAUUCUGUCUCUCCGUAGCAAGGCCAGGGGUCUCAAUGUGCAGAAUUUGCAAAUGUAUCUUCCUACCAAACUCUUCCAGGCCUCACAGCCAUCAGUCGAUCUGUUGAACACUCCUCCAACAGAGCAUGCCACAAGCAAGAUUCCAGCUAUCAAUGCAGAGAUGUAUCUACCUCAAGAUUCAACUGGGAAGGUAGACUAUGCUGCUCUAGUAGAUCUGCUCAGGGAAACCCCCGAUGUGCAGGAGCAAAUGGAUAUCCUAUACAUACUGCAUACAAUGAAGGGAGCAGACUGGGACACUCAGAUUUAUGGCCAGCCUGGUGUGACUGUAAAGGAUCUGCUUGAGGAGCUCUAUGGUAAAGUAGGAACGACACGGCAAUGGGCUCUGAUCCGCAGCAUCUCUGGGAUACUGAAAAAGAAAGUGGAGGCUCUAGAUGAGGCCUGCACAGACCUUCUGUCUCACCAGAAGCAGCUCACAGUGGGGCUUCCUCCAGAGCCACGGGAGAAAACUAUAACUGCUCCCCUCCCUUAUGAAAAACUAAUUUAUUUAAUUGAUGAAGCCAGCGAGCAAAAUAUGAGUAUAUCCAUCCUUACUCAGGAAAUCAUGGUGUACCUGGCCAUGUAUAUGAGGACGCAGCCUUCACUGUUUGCUGAGAUGUUCCGCUUGCGCAUUGGACUCAUUAUCCAGGUCAUGGUUACAGAGCUCUCCCAUUCACUGCGCUGCUCUGCUGAAGAGGCAACAGAGAGUCUUAUGAACCUCAGCCCAUCUGACAUGAAGAGCCUUCUCCAUCACAUUCUGAGUGGGAAGGAGUUUGGAGUAGAGAGAAGUGUACGAUCCAUGGAUACCAUGGCAAGUCCGGCAAUUUCCAUUCAUGAGUUGGGUGCUGUGGGAGCCACAAAAAGCGAGAGAGCUGGAAUCUCACGGCUAAAGAGUGAGAUAAAGCAGCUGGAUAAACGUAAGAUGUCUCUGGCUCCUGAAUGCCAGGAUACGGAUAUAUUUUCAAUGAUGUCAUUGAAGGUUGGCGACUCUCUCUCUACAUCUGGAGAUCUCUCUUCUUCCACCAUAUCAGACAAUGACAAUGCCAAUGACAGCCGACAGGGGCAGUGGCUCCGGAGGAGGAGAUUGGAUGGGGCUUUAAACAGAGUGCCAGUUGGGUUCUACCAAAAAGUAUGGACAAUCCUACAAAAGUGCCAUGGAUUGUCGGUAGAAGGUUUUGUUCUUCCCUCCUCCAGCACACGUGAGAUGACACCUGGUGAACUCAAAUUUUCUGCUCAUGUGGAAUCGGUUCUGAACCGUGUGCCCCAGCCAGAGUACCGCCAGCUUUUGGUGGAAGCCAUUUUAGUGCUUACUAUACUUGCUGAUGUUGACAUUCAGAGCGUUGGAGGUAUCAUACAUGUGGAGAAGAUUGUGCACAUAGCAAAUGAGCUUUUCUGUCAAGAACAGAAAGCACUUGGUGCAGAUGAUGCAAUGCUGGAAGUUGACCCGGUAACCGGAAUCUGCCCCUUGCUGUAUGACAGUGCCCCUAGUGGGCGCUUUGGGACAAUGACUUACCUUUCUAAAUCUGUUGCAAUCACCCUGCAGGAAUCUCUCCCACAUAGUGGCUGCACCAUGCAAUAAUCUAGGAAGCAUAUGUUGCCUAAAGCUAGAUUACAAAUAAGCACUAUGGAAACCUGGAGAUGCUGUACAUUUUGUCAUACUACCUAUUGUAAUGUGUAGAUUAGAAGUGGUUUUGAUAACUAAGACUCUGUGCUUACCAGUUGUAAUGGUUAAAUCAACUGUUGUGAUCACAAAGGCUUAACAAUGGAUCUAGGUACUAGACCAGCCACUAACUAAUAGACAUGUACUCAUAAACCUACAGUAGGUUGAUGUAAAGUUUUGACUCUCAAAAACUGUUUUCUUUAAGUAUUCUUUUACCAGGAGCUUAAUUUUUAUCUCUAGAAUGCUUGAAUAAACAGAAAAGAGGGGGCAUGUUUCUUGAGCGUGUGCCAUAAAUGACUGGCCUUAGUGUAAGAUGCAGUGGGACUUUUAGGAAUCACUGGUCUUUAGUUUCAGUCACUGUAAAGGGUUGUCUUCAUUUCUUCUAAGUUUUAUUUUAAGUUUACAGUAACUAAAAUGUUUGCUUAGUAAUCCAUCACUUUUGUGAUGUUUUUUUUUUUUUUUUUAAAUGACAUCACUCCAGGAAAAACGGCAAAAAGUUAAAAGGGUAUAUGUUUGGAUUUAGAAUGUGACCAUAUAGCCUUUUAUCAUCCAAGACGGUUAUAAUACAUUCUCAAUUCAAAUCGACCACCAGAAAACGGUCAAUAAAAGAUUGAAACUGUCUAGUUUUAAAUUAAGAAACAUUUUAUAUAACUAUAUAUCUAAUUUAAUAAUACUUGUGUCUGUGUCGAUUUUACUACUGAACUGCCUCUAUAGGCAGCACGAUAUGGGGGAAACAUUGUAACAGCCUUGACAGAUUUUUAGAUCCAAGAAAGAAAAAUAACUAUAACCUUUCUUAUUGUUGUACACACAUUGGCAUACAAAGUCUGUAUGUUUGUUCACUGAUGGAAAUGGUGAGAUUUUCAACUAGUGCCAGUGUGAUACGGCUGAGAAUGAGUUAAACCAGCCUAACUAUGUAAGGUUUCUCAAAACAGUUUGUCAAUCUUUGUAAUUUUGUGUUUUUAAGUUAUAAUAAAAAUAUUGGAUUGGCA
Molecule: messenger RNA, 4942 nt
Organism: Spea bombifrons (plains spadefoot toad)
Lineage: Eukaryota; Metazoa; Chordata; Amphibia; Anura; Pelobatidae
Gene: PHKA1
Product: phosphorylase kinase regulatory subunit alpha 1
Exons: 34
Coding region: 159-3872 (1237 amino acids)
Biological process (GO): glycogen metabolic process
Cellular component (GO): phosphorylase kinase complex
Molecular function (GO): calmodulin binding
Source: RefSeq, a predicted model, not a curated record